CCCGCCAUGGAAUACGUCCUACCGCGCGACGCAGCGCCUACCAGUGACGUUGUGGGCUGCAGCGCUGCAGCACCCAACGCAGUGAGUGUGCUGUGACCUCCUGCGUGGCCUCGUCCCUGGUCUUAGUUUCCACCGGGCAGUGGGAGUCAGGACCGCCUGUCCUCAGGCCCCUCCUCAGCGACUGUGGCGGCUGCAGGCGGUUCUGAGAAGUCCAAGGGUUGCUGGGAGAGGUUGGUUGCACGCCAGGGCCUGUACUUACCACCACCACGUGCCACGGGACUCUAAGGAGGAAUGGCGGCCGUGGGCAGCCUGCUUGGCCUGCUGAGGCAGAGCACCGUGAAGGCCACCGAACCUGCACUCCGCCACCUGCACACAUCCUCCUGGCAGGCCGACAGCAGCAGGGCCUCACUCAGUCGUGUGCACCGCCAAGCUUAUGCACGACUCUACCCUGUACUGCUGGUGAAGCAGGAUGGCUCCACCAUCCACAUCCGCUACAGGGAGCCGCGGCGCAUGCUGGCGAUGCCCAUAGAUCUGGACACCUUGUCUCCUGAGGAACGCCGGGCCAGGCUGCGGAAGCGUGAGGCUCAGCUCCAGCCGAGGAAGGAGUACGAGCAAGAGCUCAGUGAUGACUUUCAUGUGGAGCACUACCAACAGUUCUGGAACAGGACCAAGAAGUGACCGUGGCUCCAGCCACCCCGGGACGUGGAUAAGAUGGGAGGGCUGUUCUUAAAUCACAUAUUCUCGAAGCUGCCACCUGGA
This is a messenger RNA of Cercocebus atys (sooty mangabey), 759 nucleotides long. It is a transcript of the gene MRPL55, whose product is annotated as mitochondrial ribosomal protein L55. Gene Ontology annotation, molecular function: structural constituent of ribosome. The transcript has 5 exons. The record is from RefSeq and is a predicted model, not a curated record. Gene Ontology annotation, biological process: translation. Lineage: Eukaryota; Metazoa; Chordata; Mammalia; Primates; Cercopithecidae. Gene Ontology annotation, cellular component: mitochondrial large ribosomal subunit. The coding region runs from base 292 to 678 and encodes 128 amino acids.